CAGCUCGGGGCACCGAGCCUGCUGCUUGCAAAAUUCUGCCGCUUGUGUAGAGGAGAGCUGCUCCCUCACCCGGCUGAUCCUGGGCCGUGUGCACGCUGGCUUGCACCCCGGCAAAAGCCUAGCUCUUUCCACCCUUCGCACAUCCUCUCACGUUUCCUUCCUGCGCCGCUGCGGGAAGCUGCUGCAGGCUUGGCGGGGAGGGGAAGAGCGGUGCACCUUGUUCGCGUCGCUGCUGCGAAAGAGCUGGGCCCCCGCGGUCCCCUGCGGGAGGGAGGUGCGCUGCAGGCACCCGGCACCUCUCCGGAAAACCGCAGCAGUGACAGAGGAGGCGGAGCAGGACGGUCAGGAGGAAAUCGAGCAGCAUGAAGCGCCUCUCCCCCGGCCCCAGCACCCAGACCACCUACUACAGCGAGUCAAUGAUGAGCGAGUCUUACCUGGGGGGCAACAGGGGCCUUUCUGCCCUGGGCAGCUCAGGCUUCGACGACGGCCUGGACAGCAGCAGUUACUGGGGCGGGGAGCUCUCGAUGAGGAGGAGAAGAGGCACGGGGGACACAGAGUCCAGUAAAAUUAACGGGCUGCUGGAAAGCAAGACGUACGACACCUACGCCUCUUCGUCCGGCUACUCCUCGGAAGAUGACUAUGCUGGUCACUUUUGCUCAGGCCAGAGCUGCUCUGGGUUGGGGCUCAGGAGCGCAGCCUCCAGGGUCGGCUCCUUCCUCUGGCACGUGGUCACCGCUCCGGUCCGGUUCCUGGGGUGGUUGUUCUCAUGGGUUGGAGCCGCGUGGCACCGCCUUGCCGGCACAACUCCCCUGCUGGGUGGCGUCACCUCGAGGAGUCCAAAGGAAGGCUGCGGAUGGGAGAAGGCAGCUGCAGUAAUACAGGCUCCUCUUUCUUCUCGGCUCUCCAGACGCUAUUUGGAUCUGAAGAAGUUUCUCCUGCUGCUGCUGCCGCUCCUCCUGCUCCUUGCUGCAAUCGCCUACGGGGCUUGGUAUUUCUACCGAUACGGACUGUCAACACUCAGCUUCCCUGCAUUUCUCUGGGGAUCUGCAAAGGUUUCAUCAUCUGCGUCUGGGGCAGCUGAUGUGCCCGGAGCUUGGGAUCUGACCGCCUUCGAUCAGGGGCUGAGCAGGGAGCACCAGCUCCUGGCGCGGUUUCAAGCCCUGGAGAAACGCUUCAAGGUGCUGGAGGCCGAGGCAUCGCGGUGGGAGCUGCAGAGGGGGGCCGUGGCGGUGGAGGGUGAGCUGAAGCAUGGGGACGUCCUCACGCUGCUGGAGGGGCUGGUGAGCCGCCGGGAAGAAGAGCUGAAGGAGCAUGUCCGCAAUGACGUGGCUGUGCAUGUCCAGGGCGAGCUGGAUGCCCUCCGAGCCCAGGUGCAGAUGGAUUUGAACGGGCGCCUGGGGAAGAUCACCCAAGCCUCGCAGGAGAUGGAGGCCCGCUUGUUCGAGCUGAAUUCAGAGUGGCAAAGCUCCACACAGGAGGGCCUGAGGGGGAGCUUCCAGCAGGAGAUGGACAAACUGGAGCGGGAGCUGGCGGGCCUGAAGAGGGAGCUGGCACUCCUGAAAUCGGACCAGGAGGUGGUGGGGAAGCACAUGGAGGUGAUGCUGGAGCAGAUCAAGGCAGUGCGGACUGACGUGGAAGCGCAGUUCCCUGCCUGGGUCAGCCAGUUCUUGUCGCAGCCCCGGCGGGAUGGAGCAGCCAGCCUCUUCCUCCAGUGGGAAGAUUUGCAAGCUGAGCUCCAGGCGCUGGAGCACAAGAUCCUUGCGAAAGUCUUGGAGGAUCGGCAGCUGUCAGCAUGGGAUGCCCAGGCUGGCAUUGGAGUGUCCCUGCGGCAAGGCGGAAUGGCGGGGGUGACAGAGGAGCAAGUGCAUCUCAUCGUGAACCAGGCCCUGAAGCACUACAGUGAGGAUCGCGUGGGGAUGGUGGAUUACGCGCUGGAGUCGGCAGGGGCCAGCGUCAUUAACACCCGCUGCUCGGAAACCUAUGAGACCAAGACAGCGCUGCUGAGCUUGUUUGGGAUCCCCCUGUGGUACCACUCACAGUCCCCCCGGGUCAUCCUGCAGCCAGACGUCAACCCUGGGAACUGCUGGGCGUUUCGUGGAUCCCAGGGGUUCGCUGUCAUCCGCCUCUCCAGCCCCAUCCGUCCCACAGCCGUGACACUGGAGCACAUCCCGAAAGCCCUCUCGCCCCAGGGCACUAUCCCCAGCGCUCCCAAGGACUUCACUGUCUAUGGUUUGAAAGAGGAAGGAGAAGAGGAGGGCACUCUCCUCGGGCAGUUCACGUACAACCAUGAUGGCAAUCCCAUACAAACAUUUUACUUCGAGGGUGAAGACUUGGGCACGUUCCAGCUGGUGGAGCUCCGGAUAUUGAGCAAUUGGGGUCACCCCGAGUACACCUGCAUCUACCGCUUCCGUGUGCACGGGGAGCCAGCGCACUGAUCCCCCUGGCUCACCCGCCCUGGCCGGCCGCCCCGGGUCCCGCACGGGCAGCGCAGGACGAUGGUGCAGGGAGGAUGCUGCCUGGGAAGAGAGCAAGAGAGAAUUCAUCUAUUUUUGCCGCUUCACACAUAAAAAUCCUGGGAGGUGCGAGCAGCCACCCCAGAGAACUUGUUCCCCUUCAGCUUUUCUGUGGCGCUGCUUGCAGAGGGGAAGAAUUUGUGUUUAGGGGAGAGGAUCGUAGUCAAUGGGGUGGUAAGGCAAGAGCAUCCUGUGUGGGUCCUAGCACAGCCCAGGUUAUUUUCAGCGCAUAUUGGACACUUCAGCUUUUUAAGCUAACUUUCUAUUGGGUCUGUGCAGUCCACAUGUCCCCUUUUUCCCCACCUCCUUUCUGAUGACACGUGUAACAUUCCCAUGGCUUUCGCAAGGUGUAUGUAAUUUUGUAUUCCGCUUCAUGCGGGCUUGGGCAUGUUACGGUGUACGUGGCCUCGGUGACCGACUCGGGGCCGUCGGAGUAGGUGGGGAGCACGUCACGACCAACGAGCCUCGUGUCACCAUCACCUCCCUUCCGCUUGGGGCAGUUCUUCCGCCUUGGCGUUGGGUCGCUGAAGCUCCCAAGGCCUUUAAAGCGGGGUUGGCAGAGGGGAAAUAAGGCAGUAUUAAUGAAGUAUUAAUUAAUAUAAAACUAAAGAUUUGGGGCAGGGGGGAGGGAAAAGUAAGAAAUCUGUGGGUUGUGAAGCCAGCCCCAGCACUGCGAUCCGUCCGUCCCGGUCCCCCGGCUGUGUGUUUGGAGAUGCGUUGUGCCUCCUGCUGCCGGCGGGUGUUGUUGGGCCUCCGCCAUGCGCAAGGCUCUCGGCCAAAAGUGAUAGGAGUCCUGUAUCGCCCGCGUGCUGGUGUGAGGGGGCCACGUGUCCCUCUGGUCUGUUUGGCUCCCAGCUGUUAAGCACAAUGAUGCUGUUGAAAACUCCCAUCAUCUGCUUCCCCUUUUGGGUUUGUUCUGUUUUUUUCUAAGGGGGGAGGGCUGGUUUGAGGUUAGAGUGUGGGGGCUUUUUUUUUUUUUUUUUUUGUAAUAACAAAGGAAAAAAAAAUCUUUUUUUCCAUGCAAUUUCUACUUAACCGGAGGAUGUUCUGUUAUGUGGUACCGCUCAGGUGAGUGGCUUAGAGGGCUAGAGCUUUAUUUAGUACGAGAACAGUGUGCACAGUAAGAUAAAACUAGAAUAAGAUGAGCAGAGCUGUUUCAAACUUGGGCCUUGAACCUAAGUGGCUUGAUAGCUGGGCUCGGGAAGACCAUGUCCAUCGCGGACCGCUGCUGGGCGAGAUGCCAUCAGCUGCAGCAUCUGCCCGAGCGUCCUUGGCGAAAAGGCACCUGGCAGAGUGCUGGGCUUGCUCCUGCCUCCUUACUUUGGAGGAUGCCCUCCGAGUUUGUAACCCACGAGGUGUGUGGGCAGCUUGUGUCCGUGACCACUUGUCUGUAGAUGCAUCUGUAUGUAGGCAGCUGUACGUAGGGAACGGGACCUGCUGUCCCCAUGCGCUGUAUGGCUUUCUCCAUACAUAUACAAGCUGAUGACCAGGAGAUGGGGCAGAGAGAGAAGACCGCCUGCCAAGGCUUGCACCUGUCUGCAGAGGGCAAUCACUGCACGCAGCCUGGCGGGGACAGGACAGUAAGCACCUGACUAGUAGUACAUCACUUUUUGAAGUGUGGUGAUGCUGGCUUGUGGGGAGGAGACCAUGCGAGGCCUUGGGGCCAAGGAGGGCAUGGAGAGGCAGCAUGCCUCUCACCCACCUACUCGCCUGUGGGGCAGCAGUUGGUGCCAAGCAGCUCGUGGUAGAGGUGCUUGGCUUGUUGAGGCCACGGCUCUGCAAAGGGCCCGUGUGUCGGGGUAGAGGCAAGGGAGCGUGGGGUGUGUAAUGCCUCUUCUUGCCCCUCUCAAGAGCACGCUUGCAACUGCAGGCUGUUAACUGUUGGGGGGCAGUGGGGUCCCCCCUCACUUGCAUUGCUCAUAUGGCUGCUGUGGGCUGACCCUCUUUCUCCUGGGAGGACUUGCUCUCCCUCCUGCUUUCAUGUGGGCCCAGCUCCCUGAGCAGAGGACUGUGCUGGUGCAGAACAGGGAGGCCUUGUCUAAAGCGGGCACCUGAAUCCUGCCCUUGCUUGUGGUUUGAUGGGGGGGAGAUGCAACAGGAGGCUAGAGGAAGGUGUCUAGCCUUCAGCCCCAGGGACCUCCCCCGUGUUAACGUGUACCAUGGUCAUCUGGCCACUCCACCUCCUGGCCGCAUGCAGCAUGCGUGGUGUUUAGUUUGGCUUACGUUCUUGGGUAGCGUUUAUAACAUCCCCAUUUGGUUGUAUUUAGUGGAAGGAAAAGCUAAGGGCUUGUAUUUAUCAUUUCAGCACUGGCUGAUGCCUGCGGAAGAUGAUGCCAGCAAUGCAGGCACUGGGGGGGGCGCAAGGAAUUGGUUCCUGCUCUCGUCUUUCUGCUUGAAACAGUGAAGCGAAGGGACAUGGUGGAGGGGAAAGAGCUGAGGAGGCUUCUCCCAUCAGUGUGCCCUGAUUUCUGUCAGCCAGAAGCAUUGAGCCCUUCCAAAAUUAUCCCCUGGAGUCUCCUAGACAGUUACAGGUCUCUCCUGCCAGGAAAAAGCAGACCUGCAGCCAGAUCCAGAGAAGAUAAAUUCUGUCCUAUAUUGAGCUUAGACUCAAUUUUUUGGCAGCUACAGCCACAGUUAUUUUAAACUUGUCUUAGCCUCAGAGUCAUGUCUCCUGAUUGUGCACACAGGGCCCUGAGUUAUGCUUCUGUGAAUGCCUAGACUGGUCCUAGGCUUGGCAGAGGUGUUUUUGUAUUUCAUCUAAUGAGAAACUGCUGGUGCACAGAGAUGAAACUCUUCCCCCUUCACCAGGGUUUCUGUUUCUUUCAAAGCAAAUACCAUAACCACUAGACUAGAAAGCCAUUUUUCUCAUAUCCCUUCUCGCUCCCUGGCCUCUUUCCUUGCACAGUUUGGACAGUCAGGGUGGAGAGCACAUGCCUAAGAAAAAUGACCUUUUUGUAAAUAAGGCACCCUGGUGAGAGGUAGGAAAAGGGGGCUGCUUUCCCCUGAGGAUGGCAUUGGAGCAGGGCCUCUGCUCCUUCCAAGGCUGUGUUAACCGCUAGCCAAGGCGCAGGGAGCCACAUGCUUUAACAGAAGGAGCAUGCUCAUGUUCUUUGGCGAUGAAAGGAAAGGUGGGUCCCUGCAGGAGAAAGCAGAAAGUCUCUGCUGUUUGGGGGUAAAACACCCUGGAGACAGAACUGGGAGGAAAUCCUGUCUUCUGUGCUUCUCUGUAGUGGUUAGUGCUGAUGUUAGGGCCCUCCCUGUGCUGACUGCAUUGAGGUAUCUGGUUGGGCAUGCUGAGCUUGGGCACUGAAAGGUUAAGUGCGGUUUUUCUGUCCCUAAGCUCUGUAUUGGAUGUGGGCUGCAGCAGAGCAACCACAGAGAGUGCCCACCUUGCUGUCUCUUUCCAAGAGCAGCUUGCAGCAUUUCUGUAACACCUUUCCUGCACUCUACAGCUGCCAGGGAGAAGAGGGUAUGUAACACUGCUACAUCAGCCUGGUGAUCUCCUAGCCUAGGGCUAUUUAAGUCCAGUGCUGAUGCACAAGAUGAACACAGUGAGACAAGAGAAAUGAAACAGCUGUCAGAGCAGACAUCCCUUAUUUACUCCCUUUGCCUCCUUUAUUUUCCCUCAUUCUUGGUUUGCCCUAUACAAGUGUUAUACAUUAGCCCUGCAUAAGUGGGUGGUUUACAGGGUAGGAGAUGAAUUCUAUAGCCUGUUGCAAAUGCUGCACUGUUCAUUUUAUUUUUUAAUCAACAGAUUGUAAUUUAUGCCUAUGCAAAAAAAUAAAUUAUAUCAAAACCA
Molecule: messenger RNA, 6312 nt
Organism: Dromaius novaehollandiae (emu)
Lineage: Eukaryota; Metazoa; Chordata; Aves; Casuariiformes; Dromaiidae
Gene: SUN2
Product: Sad1 and UNC84 domain containing 2
Exons: 17
Coding region: 363-2435 (690 amino acids)
Cellular component (GO): nuclear envelope; meiotic nuclear membrane microtubule tethering complex
Molecular function (GO): protein-membrane adaptor activity
Source: RefSeq, a predicted model, not a curated record